Molecule: messenger RNA, 4058 nt
Organism: Branchiostoma floridae (Florida lancelet)
Lineage: Eukaryota; Metazoa; Chordata; Leptocardii; Amphioxiformes; Branchiostomatidae
Product: large neutral amino acids transporter small subunit 4-like
Exons: 13
Coding region: 212-1999 (595 amino acids)
Biological process (GO): transmembrane transport; neutral amino acid transport
Molecular function (GO): L-amino acid transmembrane transporter activity; neutral L-amino acid transmembrane transporter activity
Source: RefSeq, a predicted model, not a curated record
AUCAGCGCCCGGCGGUAUAGCGUAUGUGUCCAGCCCCAUGUCUUGGAGGAGCCCACUUGCCUAGUGUAAGUCCGAGUGAGUACAGUGCCGGACGCGAGGGGUGUCGAAAGGUGUAUUUCGGCAGGGAAAGGAAAGCGGCCUCGUACUGAAGGAGAAUUUUGUUGCUGUUUCUAAUACAAGGAGUUGAUAGGAAGAAAAAAACACAAGCAAGAUGGCCCCUUGUCUGUUCACGGCGCAGCGGCGACGCUACUGGCUCAUCAUCACUGCCAUUCUGGAGAACCUUCUCUUCUCAGCCGUCCUCCUGGGCUGGGGGUCGCUCGUCCUCAUGCUCAAAAAGGAAGGAAUUUACCUGGAGCUCUGCUCUGGCCAUGACAAUAUUGACUACCUCAACAUCACCGAUGCCAACAUCACCGACAACAUGACUGUCAUUCUGCCCAUGGAGGAGGAAGGCUGUAUCGCUCAGGACGAAAGAUUGAACUUGGCCUACACCAUCGGAUCUUUCUUACUCAGUGGAAUGACCUUUCCUCUGGGGAUGUUCAUGGAUAAGUUCGGUUCGCGAAACCUCAGGAUGGUUGGCAGCGCCAUGUUCGGAUUAUCCAGCGUACUGUUUGCAAUUGCAUCGAGAACCAAGAUGUCCAUUCUCCUGUUCCCCGCGGUGUCGUUGAACGGCAUGAGCGGUAUCGUCCAUGUCUUCACUGGCUUCCAGAUCACCAACCUGUUCGGCGACAAGCGAGGGACGAUGAUGAGCUUCUUUGUGGGAGCCUACGCCUCCUCUGCUGUCGUCUUCCCUGCAAUGAAGGGUCUGUAUGAUCUGGGCAUCCCGUUUGACACCUUGUUCUUCUGCUACGCUGGCCUGAUGGUCUUCGUCAUCCUGAACUGUUACUUCAAUGUGCCGAAGGAACCCAUCCCCGGGCCUGAGGAGAUGGACUUCAGAAUCAAAUUUAGACCAUUCGGUGUUCACCACAAGCUGACAGGGAAGCACUUCUAUGGCAUGGUGACCACAGUGGGGCGACGACUGAGCAUCGACGAGAAGGGCGGCCCCACCAUGACCUCUCACCUCAACCUGGAGAUGGACUACAGUUCUGUGGACAAUGCCCAUCCUGUUGCAGCUAUCCCGCCCCUGUCUAAGAGCAUCUGCACCAUGGCAUUCAUGUGGAGCGUGGUCACCAUGUGCAUCGGACAGCUCAGACUCAUCUUCUUCAUUGGAGCGCUGAGCCAGAUGCUGGGGAGAGUGUCGGGGGCAGACAGCUCCAAAGGAGCCCAAUAUAUUGUGAACAUCUAUACCUCCAUCUUCGGUAUGAUCCAGAUGGCCUGCAUCCUCAUGGCCCCCCUCAUCGGCAUCGUCCUCGACUGGAACACCAGGCCGAAGAAGUCCAAGGGUGCCAAGGAGGAACUUCUCGACGACACGUGCAAUGGGAAGGGCAGCACCUCCAGCGAAAAAAGUAUCAGCGUGACCCUCAGCAAGCAGAAGCAGCAACAGAAGGUGAAGCUACAGAAGAUCAGUAACGUGAUGAAGGCCUUCGCUCUCACCAACGUACUCAUGAUCUUCUUUGGUGUCACUGUCCUCAUCCCAAGUCUGGAGCUGCAGAUCCUGACGUUCUUGCUUCACACACUGAUCAGAGGGUUCAUCCAUUCAACAGUCGGUGCCAUGUAUGCCACUAUGUAUCACCACACCCACUUUGGCACGCUGACAGGGUUGCAGUCGCUGAUCUCUGCAGUGUUCGCCUGCCUACAGUACCCCAUCUUCACCAUUAUCAAUGGGCCGCUCAACGAGGACCCCUUCUGGAUGAAUGUUGGCUUGCUGGUUCUCACGUUCUUCAACUUCGGUCUGCCAGCCUACCUCUUCCUCUACGUGAAGAGACUACGAGCCGAGCCAGAGGUGGGCAAACCAAAGACGUCGGUUGUAUCGGUCGACCUGCCAAAGAACAUGAGCUCGAAAGCCCUGAUAACGACGAUAAAGGAAGAAGAACUCGACAACGACGACGUGUUCAUGGCCUAAAGGAGUCGUGUAAGGACAGAAGUCAUUCUCUUCUAACCACAAGUUUGAAGGGUGACAAUUAGAAUUCAUUUCAAGUAGUGUCGCAGCGUCUUGUACAAAGUUGAAGAGCCGAGAGCAAACAGAACACAAACCUAGGCAAGCCAUGCUGGUUAUGGUGUAAUGUUUAAGGUGUUCAGACAGAAGUGUGAAAAAUUUACCACUAGAAGGAUGGUAAGGAAAAGACUAUGUGUAAUACAAUGUAUUCCUUCACAGUUUUAAAAAGCCAGUUUGAUUUUUAACCAGGUGGAACCAAGUUUUGCCAUCUGGAAGAUGCUAGGAACAGCUCUUAAUUGUGAAUUAUACGACUUCUGGUGUUGUUGAUUUGUAUUUGUUGUCAAGAAAGGGUAACCACUUCACCACGAGGAUUAGUAGAGCAAGACGUAGUUGUUGUUAUACGGUGCUGUUGAGACGCAAUGAACAAAGCCCAAUGUGCAAUACCAUCUUUAGUUAUUGCUGGAUACAUGUACAAACAUUUCUUUCGAGUAUCAUAUAUUGGUGGGGGUCUGGGGGAAUAGCCUAAGUUUGUUACUGCUCUCACAGAGUGCAUUGUUUUGACACCUGGUACAGUGUAACAUAGUCUUUCGUUGGAAGAUGGAUUGUGCACUUACUGUAGGCCAUUAUCACAAAUAUGUAUAUUUAACAAAGUCACUUGUUGAGAUGCCAGUGUAUGCAGUUAAGUGAUUUGAGCUUCUGUUUAGAUACUGCUGUAUAUGAAGUUUUGUUUGGUAUGUUUGUAUAUUCAGGCAUUGUCCAGUAUCUAAUUCUAAGACAAGACUCUGAUUUCUAAAGACAAUUAGUCAAGAAACCUGAAAUUCAUAAGAAGUCAACCUGUUGUUUCAUAAGAAUGAGAUUCUGGAGGCAAAUUUGAUACCAAAGCCUUUCUUUUUGUGUCAGAUAUCUACAUACUUCUUAACCAGAAGGGUUUUUAAGAUAUGAAAGAAUCCAAAGAAUUUGAUGGUCAGAUUUUAUCCAAACCAAAGGGAUGGUAAAGUUAUAGGUUUCAUAGUUUUUUUUUACUGUAUGAUAGAUAGGAACAUAAGAAACAAGAAAAAGGAAGUGGUAUAACUUGAUGUUGGUAAAGUUCUCACCUACAUGUAACUUAAAUAGAAGACUUGUUCUGUUUCAUCAUUGUCUAACAGUGGAAGGUGUACGUGUUGACAUCUUAAACUUAAUGUUGUAUCGUUAAAUCUUUUCCUAAGAUAGUAAGUUUUCUUUGUUUCUAAAAAAAGUCUAUAUUUGGAAAAAGAACAAAAAUAUAUACUAUUACUCUAUUGAUUGCUAUGUGUCUGUACAAAAUGAUAUUUAUGAUGCUGGCUUGUUUUAAAAAAAAGGGUGAAAGAAGUUUUUAUGCCAAACCACUGUUGUAACAAAGUUACUUGGGGUAUAGUUACUGGUAUAAUUACAAAUGUGGUGUUGUGUAUUAUCUCACCUGUUAAACAUGUAUCUUAUAGGACUGUGUCAAAUUGGAAAAAGGCAUUCAAAAAAUGACGUGAAUAUGCACCAACCAGUUCCAAUUUGUCUCCAGAAAUUACAUUUUAUGUCUUUAAAGUAAAAUGAAUUGGGAAUGGACCAAAAGUGGUGUAAAAUGAGGAACAUCCUGUAAAUCUCUUUUUAAUGAGGUUUUAAUCAUUGUGCAUUGGUUUCAUAUUCAGAGACGACACUGCAAAUUAUCGUGAAUCAAACCUAUGAAUAUGGCAUGGCCAUUUCGAUUCAAAGGACAUCACAUGCAGAUGCAAAAAUAACGAAAAUUGGCAAAUUUUGCUAGAAAAUUGUACAAACUUUGUGAAUUCUCGUCAAUUUUUCCUUUCAACUUUCUAGCACAGUUUAACACAGUCCAGUAAGAUACCAGCUUUAUCAGAGCAGUGGAAGAGGCAAUAUUUAUGGAGCUGACAGAUCCAGCCUGAGCACCCGGCUAACGAUAACAUCAAUGUUGAUCAUUGACCAAUGAGGGGAGGACGCCAACCUCCCAGUACUGUUGUAUUGUAAGUUUUCUGAUUCUGAAUAAAUGGUUAUAACAGAA